Messenger RNA from Truncatella angustata, 1843 nucleotides. RefSeq names its product glycoside hydrolase family 18 protein. Gene Ontology annotation, cellular component: extracellular region. The coding region runs from base 310 to 1377 and encodes 355 amino acids. Lineage: Eukaryota; Fungi; Ascomycota; Sordariomycetes; Amphisphaeriales; Sporocadaceae. Gene Ontology annotation, biological process: chitin catabolic process; carbohydrate metabolic process. The record is from RefSeq and is a predicted model, not a curated record. The transcript has a single exon. Gene Ontology annotation, molecular function: chitinase activity; chitin binding.
CAUGAGACAGACGCGCCUUCUACCAAAUCAGUGCGGAAGUCUUGCCCUGGUGGUUUUCUGACAUGAACCUGCUUGGUACUAGAUUGUCUUUCUCUUUUUAGAUGUCUUCUUGAGAACCUUCUUGAGCACUGGUUGUACCCAGACCUGGACUAUCCUUCUCAACAUCUUAUGCAAAUGUUCUGAUCCGGAACAACUACCUAAUACUCAAAGUGCCACCUAGUAUACUCUUAACAAGUUUUAUCACAGCCACAGCUUCAGUAUUUACCGCAACAACGAACCAGUGCAAAGUUCCUGUCCUAGCACAGAGCUAUGGCCAGCCCUCAUUUUGUCAAUGGCGUAUACUACCCCUGCUGGCGUAUAUACAAAGGUCAUGCCCCGUCAUCCCUCCAGCUGGAUGCCAUUUCACACAUUUUUUACGCUUUCGUGCAUGUAAACGAAGAUGGUACACUUCGCUUCCUGGACGACUAUGCCGAUUGUCAUAUCGUCGCCGAUGGAGAAAAGGGAUGUCUGGCUGCUCUCGCCAAGCUCAAGACUCGAGUACCAGGACUGAAGACACUCAUGUCCAUCGGCGGCGGCAGCGGGAGUGCCGAGUUUCCAGUCAUGGCAGCUAAUCCAGAUACCCGUAUUACUUUCGCCAAAAGCUGCCGAGAAUUCUGCGAGAAAUAUGGUGUGGAUGGGGUGGAUGUCGACUGGGAACAUCCGCAGACGCCGCAUGAUGGAGCAAACUACAUCGCUAUGCUUCAGGAGUUGCGCCGGGCACUGCCAUCACCUUGGUUCCAGAUCAGCACGGCGCUGCCUACGAGACAAUAUUGUCUCCAGCACAUCAAUCUUGCAGUUGCCGGCCAGCUACUCGACUACCUCAACCUGAUGGUAUAUGACUUCAAUGGACCGUGGACAGACGUCUGCGGCCAUCAAGCCCAGCUAUAUCCUCCGCCAGGACCCUUGGAGAGCGUGUAUCCUCGGUUAAGGAAUUCCGGCCACGGAGGCGUCGAGUACAUAUUAUCACGCGGCUUUCCGGCCAGGAAGCUCGUAAUCGGAAUUCCAGUGUACACCCGGACCUUCGAGGGUGCUCACGGCGUUGGCCAGCCUUUUAAGAGAGCGCACGAGAUGGAGUACAACGAGAUGCCGCCCGAGUGGGUCGCAUAUGCUACCGUCGACCAUGACUCUGUAGCAGCAAGUUUUGUGGAUAAAACACCUGGGGGCAAAGGUUUCGCGAGCUUUGAUGUUCCAGAAACCGUGGAGAAAAAGGCCGAAUAUGUCAAACGGAUGGGUUUGGGCGGGUUGUUCUACUGGCAUGGCGUUGGCGACGUUCAAGGACCAGACAGCUUGGUACGCACUGGGUAUCGAGCACUACACAAUAUACCACGCCCGACUUGAAUCAACAUAGCCCCAAGAGAGACAUACGCAAACCAAUAGACACCGCUCAACUAUGCCAUCAUCUCUGAGAACAGUAGCAGACUGAUAUCUGGUUAUUAUACCCACGAGGCUGUGUCAAUUAAGCCAGACCUUGAAGAGCUAAUACUGGCCCGCCUGGACGUUUAGUGUUGCGGGCACUGCCUAGCUUAGCAUAGAAGGUGACAAGUAAUCGGGUACGAUCCUCGGUCUCGGAGUGUAUGACUUUCAGCCCAGUUGUUUCCGUUGCUUACCAUAACUUCCCGUUCCUCUUGCGCACAUGGAGCAAGUAGAAGCACUGAGCAAUUGCAGAAAUUGGGGUUCUAUCGCGUGUGUAUUUUAGCACAGAGCUUGGCGUCACUAGCGUCAUUAACGUGUGCAUGCAUCAUUGCUUCUCGUUCAGAAAAUUUGGGAGCAUAAUAUUGCUUUGAUCAACUGUGGAAGUCUGCAU